Anthostomella pinea is the source of this 975-nucleotide messenger RNA. Lineage: Eukaryota; Fungi; Ascomycota; Sordariomycetes; Xylariales; Xylariaceae. The record is from the annotation of a GenBank genome assembly.
AUGGUCGAAAUGGCGAACGAGGUCAAACUGCUCGCCGGCAACGGCCACCCCAUUCUGGCCAAUCUGGUUGCAGACCGACUCGGCAUAAAGAUCGCAAAGACCACAAGCUCCGAUGACUCGAAUGCCGAAACCAGUGUCAUAAUCGGAGAGUCUGUACGAGACGAAGAUGUCUUCAUCCUGCAGUCGUCAAUGGCAGGCGACAUCAACCGCGGUUUCAUGGAGCUAUUAAUCAUGAUCCGAGCUUGUCGCGAUGCCUCGGCGCGCCGCAUCACCGCUGUCAUUCCCAACUUCCCCUACGCGCGACAGGACAAGAAAGACAAGAGCCGCGCCCCUAUCACGGCUAAGCUGAUCGCCAACAUGUUGCAGACUGCCGGUUGCACCCACGUUAUCACCAUGGACUUGCACGCGUCGCAAAUACAGGGCUUCUUCAACGUCCCUGUCGACAACUUAUAUGCCGAGCCUAGCGUACUGCGCUGGAUGGCCGAGAACUUGCCCGUCGAGGACACUGUCAUCGUCAGUCCUGACGCUGGUGGUGCUAAGAGAGCCACAUCCCUAGCCGGCUACAUCAACCGCGACUUCGCUUUGAUCCAUAAGGAGCGUCCGCGUCCCAAUGUCGUGGGUCGUAUGGUGCUUGUCGGCGAAGACAAGGUCGUGGGCAAGGUGGCCAUCCUGGUUGACGACAUGGCGGACACCUGCGGAACACUUGCCAAAGCGGCUGCCACUGUCAAGGAGCGAGGUGCCCGCGAGGUCAUGGCCGUCGUCACUCACGGUAUCCUGAGCGGGGACGCCAUCAACAUACUCAAUGAGAGCUGUCUCAGCCAGAUUUUGGUAACGAACACAGUACCGCUUGGUGACAAGGCUAUACGUUGCAAGAAGAUCCGCGUUGUGGACGUUAGCCCCACAAUCGCCGAAGCUAUUCGUCGCACUCACAACGGAGAAAGUGUCAGCUUUCUCUUCAACCAUGCCCCGGCUUAG